Molecule: messenger RNA, 2922 nt
Organism: Candidozyma duobushaemuli
Lineage: Eukaryota; Fungi; Ascomycota; Pichiomycetes; Serinales; Metschnikowiaceae
Product: isoleucine--tRNA ligase
Exons: 1
Coding region: 1-2922 (973 amino acids)
Biological process (GO): isoleucyl-tRNA aminoacylation
Cellular component (GO): cytosol
Molecular function (GO): ATP binding; isoleucine-tRNA ligase activity; aminoacyl-tRNA deacylase activity
Source: RefSeq, a predicted model, not a curated record
AUGAAUCGACAUACGCCUAAUAUACUACGGUCCAAGCGGACAUUUCACAGCUCAUUUGGGAGAUCUAGCUCUUACUCAAAGUCCCUUCUACUACCAAAAACCGAAUUUCUGCCGAGAAUUCCCAAAGGUACAGAACGAGAUGAUCUUCUAAAAGAGUGUGGGAAGAAGCUCUACAUUAGACAAUCCGACAGAUCCAAAACUUCAUCAGAAUUUACACUUCAUGAUGGUCCACCAUACGCCAACGGUGACUUGCAUCUCGGUCACGCCCUCAACAAGAUCCUCAAAGAUAUCAUAAAUCGUUUUGAGUUGAUUAACAAAGGAAAGAGGAUUCACUACAGACCCGGCUGGGACUGCCAUGGUCUACCGAUUGAGAUGAAGGCAGUGAAAGGUCUGACCAAUCUCUCACCCGUGGAGAUUCGUAAGCUUUGCAGAGAACUAGCAGACAGCAUGAUUGAAAAACAGCGGGAGCAGUUUCGUGAUUUUGCAAUUAUGGCUAACUUUGACGAGCCUUAUGUCACAAUGACCCAUGACUACGAGACGGCACAACUCAAAAUUUUCCUUCGUUUGUUCGAGAAUGGACUUUUGUCGAGACAGCUCAAGCCGGUUUGGUGGGGCUGUGAAACACAGACUGCCUUGGCAGAAGCAGAGUUGGAAUAUAACUCAGAGCACAAGUCUGUGGCAGUUUUUGUCAAAUACCCAUUGGAGAAGACUGACAUCUUCCCGGGAUACAAGAAGGUCAGUCUUUUGAUAUGGACAUCCACUCCAUGGACUCUUCCUGCCAAUAAAGCUAUAUGUGUGAACAAGGACAUUGAGUACACUUUGAUCAAAAACACUGGAAGUGGUGAAGGUAUUGUUGUGGCUAAGGAGUUGGCAGAGUCUGUGCUCAAGUAUGAUGAGAAAUACGAGCUCGACAGUCUGAUUUCUGUUCGUGGUUCUGACUUGGAGGGCUUGAAAUAUAUCAGUCCAUCCAAUGAGUCGCAGGAGCUGUUUCCAGUUCUUCAUGGUGAUCAUGUUUCCGCUAGCGCCGGUACCGGUUUGGUCCACACAGCUCCAGCUCACGGUAUGGAGGAUUACCUUGUUGGUAGGAAGCAUUCACUUAAGGUUGCAUCAUCUGUGGACGAGAAGGGCCAUUACAUCUCUGAAAACAUCCCUCAAGGAUACCAAGAGCUCGCAGGCAAGUACGCCAAUGGCAAGCCUUCCAUCUUCAAAGUUAUACAACACCUCGAGAAUCACGACAUGCUUUUCCACUUGAACAAGCUGUACAAACACUCGUACCCAUAUGACUGGAGAUCGAAGACACCAGUGGUUCAAAGAGCUACACCUCAAUGGUUUGUCAAUGUGGAGAAGAUAAAAGAUGCUGCUGCCAGCCUGUUGGACAAUGUGGAGUUUGUUCCACCUCUGGGUGUCAACAGACUUAAGGCCUUCAUUCAAAACAGAAGCGAGUGGUGUAUCUCUAGACAGAGGGCAUGGGGUGCUCCAUUGCCGAUUGUGUACCACAAGGAGACGAACGAGCCCAUAGAGGAUCCCGAGGUCAUUCGCUACACUGUUGAUAGAAUCACCGAAUACGGAACCGAUGCCUGGUUUGAGGAUGAGAGUGACGUCUCUCGUUGGUUGCCCUCUAACAUUGACGGUUCCAAGUACUUCAAGGGCAAGGAUACAAUGGAUGUUUGGUUCGAUUCCGGUACGUCGUGGUCAACGCUUUCAUCUGAUCUUGAAGCCUCUUGUGUCUCUGACAAUCCUCUCGCUGAUAUCUACUUGGAGGGCAGUGACCAACACAGAGGCUGGUUUCAACUGUCUCUUCUCAACAAAAUUAUUGCAUCUACCAGAGACGGCAAGAACUUCAAACCCGUGGCACCAUAUAAAAAAAUCAUCACGCACGGCUUCCUCCUUGACAAAAAAAACAAGAAAAUGUCCAAGUCAUUGGGUAAUGUCAUUGUUCCAACGCAGGUGAUUGAUGGCGGUGGAAAACCAUUAGUGCCUGCAUUGGGCACGGACGGUCUUCGUCUCUGGGUGGCUUCUUCGACAUAUACCUCCGACGUCAAUGUCAGUGUGGAGGUUUUCCAAAGAUUGUUGGAGAGUGUCAAGAAGAGCAGAGUCACUUUUAAGUACUUGCUUGGAAACCUCCACGACUUUGGACCCUCUGACCGCAUUGAUCUCGCAAAACUCAACAAAUUGGACCAAUGGGUGCUUUCUCGCUUGUACAAUGUCCAAGAAAAGGUUGUGGCUCACUACAAUACCCACAAUUUCGCUGGCGUUGUAAGAGAACUCAACUCCCACAUUAGUGAACUCAGUGCCUACUACUUUGAUAUCUCUAAGGACUGUCUUUACACGGAUAAGAAGGACUCUCACAGAAGAAGAAGCAUACAGACCGUGUUGGAGCAGAUCCUCAAAGCGUACAUUGGUCUUUGGGCGCCUAUUCAGCCAUUGAUUGCCCAGGAGGCAUGGCAACUCUACGCCCAGCAAAUGAAUAUUUCGGAACAAUCGCCGUUUAUGAUGCCAUGGGAGUUCUUUGCUAUUGAUAGCGACGCCCUGAAUCUGGCUGUCGAGGGUGAGAUCAACCAAUUGUGGAAAAUCAGAGACGUUUUGUACAAGGAAUUGGAACAGUUGAGAAAGGACGGUCACUACAAGAACAAAUUGGAGGUUGAGAUCUUUUUACAGCCUCAGGGUGCCCAGGCCACUUCGCUUUUGCACCACCAUGCUCAAUUCCUAGAUGACUACUUUCUUGUUUCUAGGGCCACUGUGGGUCCCUCAACUGAGGCUACCGCGGGACCAGCUCGGGAGGUCUCAGUAGACGAUUUCUGCGACGGAAGUGUCAAUUUGCUCAUUCAGCAGUCUUCAUCCAGCAAAUGUCCACGUUGUUGGAAAUACAUUGCCGAGUCCGAAGAGCACCUUUGUCAAAAAUGUUCCGAAGUCGUUGGUUGA